This is a messenger RNA of Camelus dromedarius (Arabian camel), 8336 nucleotides long. It is a transcript of the gene SSR1, whose product is annotated as signal sequence receptor subunit 1. The record is from RefSeq and is a predicted model, not a curated record. NCBI's taxonomy places the organism in Eukaryota, Metazoa, Chordata, Mammalia, Artiodactyla, Camelidae. Gene Ontology annotation, cellular component: endoplasmic reticulum; endoplasmic reticulum membrane. The coding region runs from base 102 to 962 and encodes 286 amino acids. The transcript is spliced from 8 exons.
CACCCCUCGCCGCCCGGAGCCCGGAUGAAGAGUAACGCCAUUACCGCCGGAGCUGCCGAGAGCCCUCGCGGACGGGGUCUGGACGUCGGACCGGUCGCGCCAUGAGGUUCCUUCCCCGCCUGCUUCUGCUCCUCCUGCUUGUGUUCCCCGCCACGCUGCUGCUCCGAGGCGGCCCUGGAGGCUCAUUAGCAGCGGCUCAAGAUCUUACGGAAGAUGAAGAAACAGUGGAAGAUUCUGUAAUUGAAGAUGAAGACGAUGAGGCAGAGGUAGAAGAAGACGAGCCCACAGAUUUGGUUGAAGAUAAAGAGGAAGAAGAUGUAUCUGGGGAACCCGAAGCCUCACCGAGUGCAGAUACAACCAUCCUGUUUGUGAAAGGAGAAGAUUUUCCAGCAAAUAACAUUGUGAAGUUCCUGGUAGGCUUUACAAACAAGGGUACAGAAGAUUUUAUUGUUGAAUCUCUGGACGCCUCAUUUCGAUACCCUCAGGACUACCAGUUUUACAUCCAGAAUUUCACAGCUCUUCCUCUGAACACUGUAGUGCCGCCCCAGAGACAGGCCACUUUUGAGUACUCUUUCAUCCCUGCAGAGCCCAUGGGCGGACGGCCCUUUGGUCUGGUCAUCAAUCUGAACUACAAAGAUCUGAAUGGCAAUGUAUUCCAAGAUGCUGUCUUCAAUCAAACAGUUACAAUUAUUGAGAGAGAAGAUGGGUUAGACGGAGAGACAAUCUUUAUGUACAUGUUUCUGGCUGGCCUUGGGCUCUUGGUGGUUGUUGGCCUUCAUCAGCUCCUAGAAUCGAGAAAGCGCAAGAGACCCAUACAGAAGGUAGAGAUGGGUACAUCAAGUCAGAAUGAUGUUGACAUGAGCUGGAUUCCUCAGGAAACUUUGAAUCAGAUCAAUAAAGCUUCACCAAGAAGGUUGCCCAGGAAACGGGCACAGAAGAGAUCAGUGGGAUCUGAUGAGUAAAUGUUCUUUGUGCAACAAUUCGGUCUUUACGUAACCUGCCCUAAUGUUUUUCGGCCUGAUGGGAAUUAGUGCAGAGAAGCCGUGUCACCAUAGGCGGCAGCUACUACCGUGUGUGGACUGAGCAGAGUCUGUGGCGAUAAUAUUGCUGAAAAUGCACUGCAUUUAUUUUUCUAAAGUAACAAAUUUGGUUUUUUUAAACCAUUAAAAUCUGUGUGUGUGCGUGUGCAUGUAUGCGAGCGGUUGGUCUUACGAGAGUCAUUGUUGGACUCCCUGCAGCGUGCCUUAAGAAUACCGACUGUAAUGCUGUUGUCUCUUCCUUUUGGACAUUUUCCCCCAAAACUUGGUAUUUGCCCAAGAUGAUUACAGAUGUCCUGCCGUGGACUGAUUAAAGAAAACAAUUGUUUCUUCCUUAGACUAGCUCAAGUCCCGACUGCUAGCACAGAUUAGCACACUGUUUGUCUUUCAUCUAGUAUUCUCGAGGCACGCGCAGGGGUGGCUGCUUUUUAGCACUAGAAUUGUUUUGGUACUUUGCUGCUGUUUCCUGUAAUGUGCACCUUCAGAAAACUUCCCAAAUGAGUGCAAGGAAUUUGGGGAUCUCUAGUACCAAGAUUGUGAAACAUGAAAAUUCUGAUUUUGAUAUAUAAAACCAACCCCUCUUGUUUUCUUUUUAAAAAAAAAAAAAGGGAAAUGGUACAUUUAUAGAAACGGAGUUGGUGUCCAUUGUUCUAUUUCUGACCCGAGAUAGCUCUGGGAUGAGCUUUUUUUUUUUAAGAGAUCAUAUUAGAAGCAUCUUGCUUAAGAAAAGUUGCCUUGGUCUACAGACUAAGCAAAAUUCCGACUAACCCUAAUGUAGUAAAGAGUUGGAGAAUUUUUAAUGGUUAAUCAGUUAUGUUUUAUCUGAUCUUUUGGGUAUUUUGGUUGUUGGUAAAAAAAUUUUUUUUUGGUCUGAAGAAUUCCCAAUUUUUAAGCACUUAAGAUCUCAGAACCAAAAUUAAUUGGACUUCAUAAAAUUCCUCUUAGUUACCUUUGCCCUAGGUAGUAAAUUAAGUUUGGCAUUAUUGUCAGACUGGAUAGGUGGAACAGUAAAAUAGUGUGAACAAAUGAGAGGCUUUUCCCCUCUGUCUCUAAGCCAUAUUCUCCCGUGUAUAUUUUGUACGGAAAUGGUAAGUGAAAUUUUAGUGGCUGUUUAAUUACUGAUAAUGUCUUCAUUAUAAUGAACUGACCCCCCUUUAUUAUAGUCCCCACCUGCACCCAAGCCCACACAAAAAAAAACAGAACACGCAUAUGAAAAAUCUUUCCAGGUUGUUGAAGUAUUUAAACAUCUGAGCCAAAGCCAAUGACAAUAAAACAGAAGUUACUGUAUAGCUGUUAAUUGCUUUGCAAGUAGGGGCUGAGGUGUCGAGUGAACUAUAUUGGCAGUGCUGAGCUGUACACUUCCUGCACCUGUCAUGUCAAGUGUUGAGUUUUUAAUUAGGCUGGAUGAUCAGUAGUUUAUUUUGAAAAAGCUCUGUGAGCUCUCGGAAACUGCAUGAGUUUUUGUUUGAUGUAACGUAGGAGACCCUCCACCUUCUCAAGGAAUGGAUUUCAGAACACUGUUGUGAACGUCCAAGUCUGUGAAAGUAUAGGACCUAGUGAAGUGAGGUGUGACUACAGAAGUUCAGUGACCUCCGUGGAGCGUUUCCGAAUUCCUGGUGGCCCGCAGGCGGUGCGAGGCCACGCCGGGUACUAGCCCGCCCACUUCUGAGCUUCACGGUAGUGCUUACUGUGUUCUAUUUUUUAGCAUAGGUUGGGAACACUUAAACGCCUCGGUCCUCGGAGGCCGAGGUCUCUGUAGUGUCAGUGUUAGCAGAAACUAACUCCAUAAUGAAUGGAAUUCAAUUCCACACAUGGUUUGUUCAAGCACACUUAAUAAGUAGCCUGUUUUUUAAAUGUCUUUUUUAAAUGUAAAUAUAUGGAUGAAGUUUUUGUUUUGAUAUAUUAAUUUGCUACACCAACCAUGGUUUCAGAAUUCACCUUUUGAACAACUUGGUUCCAGAGUCUGUAAAAUGAGCUGAAAAACUUGUGUAUCAAGCCUGUCCUGGGGACGUGAGAGAUGGCGUGUUCAUAAAGCAUGGAUCUCACCUUGGUUGUGCAGCCGCAUCAUUCAUUCCAUGGCCUCACGUAGGAGGUGACUUGUAAGACUCUGCCUGCCCCCUUGGGUGGGAGGGACCUGGGACUUCCAAGGAGAAGCCUGAGGAAAGAACACGUUGGAAGGCGGGGGCUGUGGCUUGACUUUAGCGAAGUUUUUAAUUUUAAAUAAGCUUCAGAAAAUAGUGACUUUGAAAAGUCAAAUUUAGAUCUUAAAAAACAAAUUUAAAAGCCACUGCAAAGGUGUGUUUGCAGUGCAUCAGCCUGAAAUUGUUUUAGCUCUGCUGGGAAGCAGCAGAUGGUGGUGGCUUGACACUGAAAUCUUUCUCCAAUGACUUGUGUCAUUUUGGAGCUAGAGGAAUAGAUAAAUGUGCUAAAACGUGAGGCUGCUGUACAGCGCGCAUCCCCUGUGAUACUGUCACAUCCACGCCCUUGGUGUGAAGAACAUUUAUUUGGUUAUUAGCACAUUUAAAUAAUGUACUUUUUUUAAACCCUGAAACUUGGCAAUACCAUCAUUCCUACAAGAUUUUGAUAAGUGAUACCCAUGAAUUUAAAGACAUUUCCAGAUACACUUGAAGUAAUUUAUCACAGUUUGGGACAGCAUCAUUUAUAGCUAUAAAAUUAGUAAAUUUGCUCUAGUUGAGUAAAAUCCUAUUUUUCUUUGAACCAGCACCCGCAGCUCGGUGACGAGCAGCGUCACACACGCACAGAACCCUGGUGUCGGUGUGAGUGGAGCGCAGGGCCUGCUGUCCAGCUCACAUGUCCCUGAGCCCAUCGUCCUUAGAAGGUGACAGGAGGGAGGAGCAGAACUGGGAACUGGCUUGUAAACAUCUAAAUUUCUUUAGGACUCUUAGGAUUUUAUCGUUUUUCCUUUACACAAAAGCCUGGAUUUUACUGUAGUUAAGUGUCUGAAGUUUUGGAGUUUUUCUUUUAGACUUCGGCAUCACACAGGAAUACGACCCUUAAGGUCUGGAUGCCGUUGAGCUGCAUCUUAAGGCAGGAGGAAAACAAUUCAUUUGCUAAGCGUCUGCCACGCGCUGUGCUGUGCUGGGCCUUUCCUGUCUCACAAGCCUUCACAACAGCCCACUGGCAGGAGGUGACACUGUUCUCGUUUAUACGCGGGGAAAAAAGCAGCAGCUCCCGAGUUGAAGCAGCUUGUGCGAGGCUGUACGUUAAGUGUGGAUUCACACCUGUCUUACUCGAAAACUCCCCUGUUCUCUCUUCUGCACCGUGUUUAAGAGGGAACUGCAAAACCAAGCGUUUGGUUUACAAAGCUUACAAAUAGUUGAUUUUCCAGAAUCCAGCAACUGGCAAGUUCACAUUUAACCUCGUAGUUAUUUAUUUCAAAAUCAUGGCCUUUAAAACCAUUUUCUUCAAGGUAGACUUUCUAGUUUGAUUGGAUUUUCAAGGAUUGUAAGAUUCAGCUUCGUGUUAGAGGUGAGACUAAAGCCUCUCUGUUCCUGGGUCAUUUAGCCAGACAGGGUGGGGGCUGGGGUCUUUCUGUUCAAGUAGGAACUUCCCUCAAGAGGCACAAUGGAGCACUAAAAAGAAAGUCUGGGGUCACCCAGAGAACACAUGAAGGACAGGCCUUAUUUCAGGUCCGCAGAUCACAGCUGCAGGUGACCUGACUAGGCCUUGCUCCCCCGCUGUCCCUCGUGCAGACUCUGUUAACAUACCUGUGACGACGGGCCCCCUUGGCGUGGCCGUCCCUCUGCCCGGGUGCGGGCUCUGUAUCCUGCUGGCCUCCUUUACAGUCGUGGCGUGGAAACCUGUCACGGGGGUUUAAAGAAGACAAGACGACGUGGGCAGGUUUUCAUUGCUCAGAGGUGGUCCGCUGGUCACCCAGGGGCACUGGCAGCCCUGUGAGGUUGAACAGAGAUGGGGGUGGCGUGCGGGAAGCCUGGGGCCAGGCUGCAGUCAGCCUGGCCGCUGACCAGCAGUGACCUGGAGAAGGCAGCUCAUCUCUGGACUCCCGGUUGGUUCUUUUUAAAUUGAAAAAUACUUGACGUGCCAGUCCCAGACUGUGUGAUAGGUACCUCUGCCUAGUACAAUGUUACUAAGUGGUUCUUCCCUGGAAUCUAGCUUACUUGGCUAAAGGAAAGGGACUAAGGUGUGGAAUGGACUCGCGUCAGACUGCCUGGGUUCAAAUCCCAGCUCCCCCUUCUUAGUUGGAGGCACUGGGCCUCAGCUUGGGGAGCCUGCCUCCUGGGGUGGCAGGUGCCUAGAACGUGGCCUGGCCCCCAGGGGGCCAUGUGAGCGACUGAGCAGCGCCUGCUAACGGCACCCCAGGACGCGUACGAGAGAGGGUGUGGCUGCCACCUGCUGGACUUCAGUGUGGAGCCAUAGGUAAAAUCUACUGAACAAAAAAGUUAAAGUGCUUCCUAAUUAAAAAGCCUUAAUUAAGGUGGGCGUGGAAGGCGGCUGGCUCUGUGGAUUUAAUGAUGAACCCGAGGACUAGGGCUGCCAAGGGGUGUCUGUGCUCGUACUAGGUCUGCAAGGACCUGCAUCCCAGUCCAGAAUCACCUUUUCCAGAAACUUGGAGAGGCUGGACGUGUCCCCGUGACGCCAGGGCUAUUCAGAAGAGUUUUGAGACUCCUCUCAGUUCCUUAAACCCUCAGGCCAUGAGCCACCCAGAGAUUGUUGGCCUUGCAUUUUUGCAGAAAUCCAGCCGUCUGGUCACCCACUUUAAUCACAGUUGUCAAAAUAGGUGUUCAAGUUCUAAAAGCAUUUUAGAAAGGAGUGUGAGAUGUUCUAGUCAGGGAUCGGGGUUGAGUAGGGUUCUGUCAAGCAUCUGCCCUGGGCUCUUCCACACAGAUGCGCAUUAAUCCUCACCCCUGGCCCCCGGACAACCCUGUCCAUCUGCCCAGAGGCACCCCUGCCGCACGCCUGGCCCAGAGCUGUCGCGGGGAGGAGGUUCACAGGUGCGCACCGAAUCCUCACCUGCGCGCUGGUCGCGGCGCUCAGAUUUGCUUGAUGUUUCUUCCUCUGAGGCGGGUCCCUGCUGCGUCUGCUUCAACGCGGUGGUGGCCGGGAGUCACGGCACCCGUGUCAGUGCUCUGGGAGGCGGCUCUCUUCAGAGGCCCCGCGAGAGCAGAGCAGGCCCGCGGCGCCCCUCCCACCCCUGGGCAGUUUAUUGUUGGAGCUGAGGGUCCUCCCGGGUCUUGCGUUUUACAUCUCAUCAUGGCUGAGGGACCUUUUCAGGGCUAAAUACUGAUUCUGUCUUUAUAAAAUCCGCCCCUACAAGCUGGUGGCACUCUGUGCCCACGGAGGGGAUGAGUGCUGGAUCUUGACUGCGCAGCUGGAUGCCUCCGGGGAACGAGUCGGGUUGGCCCUGAAGCCCUGUCGUUUCAGGAACUAGGGGUUAAGGGUCUGCCCCGGCUGCUGGCCCGGCCGGCCGUGUCUGCCGCGAGGGCUUUCCUGUGCCCGGACGCCCACCCGGGGCGCUCAGAGCUAGGCUUGGGUCCUGUCACCAGGUCGCCUGGUUCCCGGGAGACGAGCAUGCAGGCCCCUGCCCGGCGUCCUCAGCACCUCGGCCCCAGCGUGUCGUGCCCGCCUGUACCGGGGCCCUCCCGCCCUCUGCCCUGCGCAGCGCGUGGCCCUGCAGCUGCACCCUGUGCUCUCUCGGCUUCCUUUUCUUCAUUGGGCCGUCAGUCUUCCAACUUUCAACUUAGAUUCUAACCCCAGGGAUCCUCUUAGGACCGAACGCUGCCGCCUGGCCACUUCCGGGGCUCUGUCCCCAGCCCCCGCCUGCGCGCCUGCGCCCUGGACACCGGCCUCGGUUCUGUGUCGUUCUCACGGCCGGUGAUUCAGUUUCACUUAAUUUUUUAUUGUAACCCCAGACCAACAAGUCACACUUACUUCUCUCCUUAAAUCUCUCCCUCUGACUUCCUGUCCUUCAGUAACGAGACGCCCGUUUAUCCAGCGUCACAGAGGCCCACGUAGUCAAUACAUGCUUAGAUUUUACCUCUGCAAGGAACGAAAUUAGACUUCAGCUCUCUCCCCCCCAUUUCAAAAUCUUAACAGUUUUAAGAACUUUUCAGAAAUCUGAAUCCGUUCAGUACAGGCAAAAAUACCUCUGGUUCAAAAUACUUUUUUACAUUUGCUAAUUCACUGCAGGUCUUGGGUUUGCUGUUUGAAUCCUGGUGCUUGCUAACUUGAAAUGUGGUUUCUGGCAGUGCAUUUUAAUCAGGUCUGUUUAGGAUAAAACGUGCUUCUGCAGUGUGGGUUUUAUCUGGUGACUGUGUCUGAGAAUGCCUAGCCACCUUUAGGACUGACUAGAUGAGACAAUGGAGAAACGUUCCCGCUCUGUGAGUAUCUGGAAAUGGCAGUUUCUCCAGGUUAGUAAACCAAGAGCUCCCUUUCCUUGGUUGUCCCCGUCGGUCAGACGUGCGUCUUAGCUGGUGCUCUGUGCUCUCAGAUGCAGCUCUUUUACUCACAUCUCUAGUUAAAGCCGAUUUUGAAAGUAUUUGUGUGCAAUGUGAAACGAUUCCUAAAGUGCCAGCGCACUUCCCUGCUGGGGGUGGAGGUCUUUGAGAAGCAUAGAGUGCAUCUAAAAAUAAUAAGCAAAAAAGAAAACUACAAUCUUGCUCUUAACUUCCCCCGGGAACUUGUAAAAGGCUUCGCACAUUUUCAGCAUAUGCAAUGCAGACGUUUCAAGUAACAAAGUCUGGUUUCAGAAUGAAGAUGGCUUAAGGUGCGUUCCACACGUGCUGUCUGGCUGUCAGCUGUUUGACUUUUCAAAUGAUGGUCAAAGGCACCUCCCUCCCAAGAUUUUUGGUUCCCAGUAUUUAGACACUUAAACAUUUUUAAGCAAGCAGAGAUGCAUUUUUGGUUUAACUUCAUCAGUAUGUCAGUGAGUCAGUGCCUAGCGCUUCCUUCUGUCCAGGAUCUCGCUGUAAACAGUAGAGCUGCAUUAACAUGUUCAUUGUAGAAAAAGUAGCUUCUGAUUAGAGGUGGUGCACACUUUGGAGAUUUAGUCUUUGUAACUAUGUGAUGUUUCAGUCCUUUCUGCUGAAAGGAAGUGAAUCAAAAAAUACUAGGGCAGUAAGAAUCAGCGUUUUAAUUUCUUCUCGACAGUGCUUGAAACACUCAGUAUUCCUUAAAGUUCAGAUUAUUCCCAAGUCCGAAAAGAAAUACACAAAAUGUUAAAGCCAUUUUUGUGGUAGGGUGGUGGAUUUUCUUCUUCUUUUCAAAAUGUAAUGUGCUUAUAUUUUAUAAUGGAAGAAAUAAAUAUAAAUGUUCAAUUUA